AUGGAUAUAACAGUUAUUGAAUAUGACGAACAAAUGCUUUCUAUGGCUAAGAAGUGGUUUGAACUGGAGUUAGAUGAACAUCAUCGGGUGAAAUUGGCCGAUGGAAUCAAGUUUAUCACGGAAGAAGCAGAACAAGGUCAGAAGUUGUGCAGUUCAAGCUCAAAGUAUGACAUAAUCUUUCUCGACGCAUGCGAUGCCGGGUUGGUCUAUACGGACACUCUCUGUCCCGUAGCCGGUUUUCUCAGUGAUGUUGUACUACGGGAAACUGCUCAGCUCAUUGGACCUCGU
Molecule: messenger RNA, 288 nt
Organism: Ostertagia ostertagi
Lineage: Eukaryota; Metazoa; Nematoda; Chromadorea; Rhabditida; Trichostrongylidae
Source: the annotation of a GenBank genome assembly